Messenger RNA from Pararge aegeria (speckled wood butterfly), 2163 nucleotides. Its product is annotated as dynein regulatory complex protein 1. The coding region runs from base 46 to 2163 and encodes 705 amino acids. Gene Ontology annotation, cellular component: axonemal dynein complex; axoneme. Gene Ontology annotation, biological process: axonemal dynein complex assembly; regulation of cilium movement; cilium-dependent cell motility. The transcript is spliced from 14 exons. The record is from RefSeq and is a predicted model, not a curated record. Lineage: Eukaryota; Metazoa; Arthropoda; Insecta; Lepidoptera; Nymphalidae.
UCAAGGCGGUUAAAUUUAUUAUAAUUUACCUACGAAUAAGGCAUAAUGGCUGGCCAAUUUGGUCGGUAUGACGACGACGAAGAUGAUGUUCUUGCGCCUAAGGAGCCGCAGGUUACGUCCCAGGACCCGAAUGAACGAAAGGCAGGAAGGGCCUUACGUAUCAAACGUAGACAAGAAGCUCUUAAAAGAGCUGAACAACCUACAGAAGAAACAUUUAAAGAGGAAGAACCCGGUCCAAUAGAACAAGCGACGACUGCCGCCGCUGAAGAGCUACAACGCUUGGCUUUAGAUGGUGCGGCCAAAGUCACCAAUGUCAAGGUCACAACCGACGAACGCGAGGUGGUGCGCCGAUCGCUGUUCUCUGAGAAAAUGCAAUAUUCGUUAGAAAAAUUAGAAAUGGAAGCAGCUGAUGCACAGACACAGUACGACGCCAUAACUGCGAACUGGGACGUUAUGUUCGAGAUAAAGGAUCCUCUAGACAUCGAAGCGUCGAUCAAGGAGCAAAAAGGGAAAUGCGACGAGCUUCUGGCGCAAAAGGAUCAGUUGAUCGAUGAGUUGAAAAGUGAUCUUAAGAAAAUGGAUAUGGCUUACUAUGAGGAUUUAGAUAAGCAGGACAAGGAUAUAAAAGAGCUUUCAGACCGGAUCGAAAAGCAAAUCACUAUAAUGCAGAGGGCAUACGAAAAACAGUUGUUUCUGAUAGAGCAAGCGAUAACGAUUGAACGCGAAGUUCUAGUGGAUCACAACAAUAAGCGAUGGGAGGCGCUUUACAAACAACGCGAUAAAGAAGAAGUGGCACAUUUGGAAUAUAAAUUGGAGCAGCUGGAGGAACAUAAAUUGGAAGUUGAAGCGAUUAUGUGGGAUCAUCACGCUAAAUAUCGGGAAGCGAAAAUUGAGCUAGAAACACUGAUACAGGAGCUACAGAAGGAGUUGGAGAAACUAAAAGCGACUUGUGUAAUUAAUACUGAAAAAAUUGGGUACACUUACCAGGUGCUGAAAAAGAGGGAAGAGGAGAACGUUUUUGUGAGAUCGCAACAAAAGAGAAAACUGAACAAGAUGUCCGACAUGGCCAACUCUCUCCGUUCCAAGAUACGUAAAGCUGCUGAAGACGGCGCGCUUGAGGAGAUCAAGGCCGAUGCGGAAAUCGUUAAGUUGAUGCAAGCUAUGGACGAUUUGGAGAAAAAGUGUCGGCACUUCUCUCACGUUAACAACUACAAGUUUAGUCAGGUUUGGCGCAUGUCUGCGGCGCGCUGUGGGGCUUUGAUGCGGCGCGUACGCGUGGCCGAGGUGGCACUACAUGCACACAUUCUGGCAGAGCCGCCGCCGCAGGCACCGCCCCCACCACCGAAGAGUCCCCUUGCUAAAUACGAUGUUCCAGUUAUCAAUCCCAAUGCAUCUGAAGUUAACACUCCAGCAAGUAAGGUAGCAGAAGAGGCUAAAGAAAAUUUGGUUCGACAUAUUCUUCAAUUGGUAGCGGAUAACACAGGUUUCUUGGUGGAAGACCGUUUGUUAAAGCUGAUUGAGAAAUAUCCCUUAACUUCGCGUAAUCUUUGCACCCUGGAUUCUAUUUUUAUGGCUUUGGAGAUCCAAGCCGAAGAAGACAUAGAAUUACUGUGUAAAAUAUUUCUGAAUUACGCCUUUUGUCCAAUAUGCAUUGGUUUGGAAGCAGCUUCGGAUAUUAUGGACGGUUCAACCAUAGCGGCUGGGCAUUCAAUGCAAGAGGAUUCUCAUCACGUCAGCAUUAAUGUCAAGGGAUUGAGAGGGGAACGAUCCUCAACAUCGCGAGCCCGUUCCAGUGUCCACAGAAGCAUUUCCGCGAGCACCACACGUUCCGGCCAUGUUGCUUUUAAGGGACACGAAUUAUCCGCUGCUGAUCAACUACUGAUGGCUGAAGCUGAUGAAAUAAUGCAGAAGUGCGGCGAUCCAAAAGUCAGUUUGGCUACUGCGGAGUCGACCUCGGAAGCCGGUUCGUUGGCGGGUAGACGUGGGCGAGGAGUGACCGUCUCCUCACAGCCAACACUCGUGUCGUCCAAGAAAUCUAAUCCGUUUCUUUGUCCAUUGGGACAUAAUCUAGAAAUAGAAUCUAUGCAAGUUUUGACGGCUUUGAACGAAUUUAUGGCUGUAUUUGUUCCACCUGACAAGCGAAAGCUUUAUGAUAUAUUGUAA